Messenger RNA from Phyllostomus discolor (pale spear-nosed bat), 850 nucleotides. Its product is annotated as zinc finger protein 90 homolog. The coding region runs from base 257 to 850 and encodes 197 amino acids. The transcript has 7 exons. The record is from RefSeq and is a predicted model, not a curated record. NCBI's taxonomy places the organism in Eukaryota, Metazoa, Chordata, Mammalia, Chiroptera, Phyllostomidae. Gene Ontology annotation, biological process: regulation of DNA-templated transcription.
UGUCUGCAGAGUCCUCGGGUGGAGCCUCAGGGCGCCUCUGUCCUGAGUGGGACCAAACCUAAGACCAGCCUUGUGUCCGCUCAGGAGGGCGGUGGGUGUGGGUCCAGGGCGUGCUUCCGGCCACAGUGGAUGUGCCCCUGAACCUUCGUGUUCCUGUUCCCUGGGAAACGGAGGAGAGGGGGAGGGGGCUCAGGAGAAGGCGUCAGAUCUUGUCCCAGUUUUGGUGUCCGCUCCUCCCGACCUGCAGGGAAGCACCAUGUGCCAGGGGUCGUUGUCCUUCAGCGACGUGGCUGUCGGCUUCACCCGCAAGGAGUGGCAGCAGCUGGACCCCACGCAGAGGACCCUGUACCGGGACGUGAUGCUGGAGACCUACAGCCACCUGGUCUCCGUGGGGUGUCAGGUCACCAAACCGGCUGUGAUCUCCAAGCUGGAGCUGGGGCAAGAAGCGUGGAUGGAGGAGGAAGAAAUCCGCCGGUGGGGCGUCCCAGACCCCAGUGGGGGAUCCUCCCGGGGCCAGGCCAGCCUGCGCUCUGCGCCCCUGCGCUCCCGCACCGGACACCAGACAGAUCCCCGGGGCCCCAUCGCCCACGGCGACGCCAAGAGCAAAGGCAACGCCAACAGCAACGCCAAGAGCAACGGCAACGGCAAGGGCAAGCUUGGGAGUGGUGCGUGCUACUGCCACCUAGUGGGCAGAGACAGCGAUGCUGCUAACCAUCCUGCAUUGCACACAGGUCCUCCCCGAGCCGGGCUCAUCCAGUUCCAAACGUCCAUAAACGCUUUCCAGGUUCUGUCCCGGCGGCAUGCGGAGCCAUCGUGGCUCUGGGACGGCGAGGUCUCCGUCAAUCAGUGA